Pseudocercospora fijiensis CIRAD86 is the source of this 1110-nucleotide messenger RNA. RefSeq lists its product as uncharacterized. The transcript has 8 exons. Bases 1 to 1110 code for a protein of 369 amino acids. Lineage: Eukaryota; Fungi; Ascomycota; Dothideomycetes; Mycosphaerellales; Mycosphaerellaceae. The record is from RefSeq and is a predicted model, not a curated record.
AUGCGGGACUUGGGACAGAGGCUUGAUCGAAGUCCAUGUAAUACCGGCGUCAUGGCCGGCGCAGAAGAGCACGAUGGAGCGCAGGAAACGGCGGCCGAGAGUGUCAGUAGGCCCAGCUCGCCAAUCGGAGGUGUUAAUGUGGGAGAGCCGUCCCGCACUGCAAGUGUGAAUUUUUGGGUGCGAGGAGCGUGUUCAAGAUGCUUGACCCUGGAGCUGGCGAGAAUGCGGCCUGAAGCGAAUCGGAUAGUGAGCUGGAAACUUGCGGCCCAUUCAUCCGCGCAGCGCGUCAACCGCAAGUUUCCCGUCGAACGGAAGGCAUGCCACUAUUGGGUUUACUGGUAUGGCAAGCGCGAGCGGAUGGGUCAAAAGCCUGGCGGCGGCGAAUCAGCAGUGGCUGAACAUGGCGGGGCGGAGUGCGCCAUGUAUGAUAUCACCGACUACGUGCUUGCCACGGUCGUCGGUCGUCGCCGCGUCGGAGAAUCGUCGUCAAGUGGCGGUCAGCGUGCCUGGAGUUGGUCGUGGUGGACGUUGGCUGUCUUCGAUGCUGCUUCCCGAAGCAAUCGCUGUCGCAAGGAUGCUCGACUUCCGGCGUCUCCUCAGAAUAAUGAUUCCAACAAGCAGUGGCCUGUACGAGCCAUGCUUUCCGGCCCUCGCCGCGUGCAUGUCACCCAUUCAUGGCUGGUGGAGGCUGGAACAGUAGUGUCGAUGAAAAGGAGAGAAGUCGGCACCCAGAUAGGCUUUCGCACGGUGCAACGGCACGGCGGGCCAAUGCGGUGCACGCUUUCGCCGUUUGUCCUGUUCCGAGGAGGCGGUCUGCUUCUUUAUCAGCACCACUCCCAACCACGCCAGACCGACGCGCAUCCUCUGCUACGGCAUGAAUGCGCAUUGCAGCCGGUCAACCAUGCUCGACUAAUGCGGUAUGCGCGCAAGCGCAAGCGCAAGCGCAAAAUUCAUGACGUGGCCACCAGGCAUUCGCCGAAUGGUGGAAGGUCUAGGUCCUGCCUGCAUUCGGAACCAGAUCUAAAACGGCGAGCCACUCAAGGCCACUGGGUAUAUGUAUCCUCUACACGCCCAUCUGGGACCUCUCUGGUUCGUUUCGGCGCCCGGUGA